Molecule: messenger RNA, 1566 nt
Organism: Daucus carota subsp. sativus
Lineage: Eukaryota; Viridiplantae; Streptophyta; Magnoliopsida; Apiales; Apiaceae
Product: calreticulin
Exons: 14
Coding region: 65-1324 (419 amino acids)
Biological process (GO): protein folding
Cellular component (GO): endoplasmic reticulum; endoplasmic reticulum membrane
Molecular function (GO): calcium ion binding
Source: RefSeq, a predicted model, not a curated record
ACCACUAUAAAUAUACUGCACACACACACUCACUCUCUCAGGUCACGAUACUUAUCAUCUAGCUAUGGCGACUCGAUUAAACCCUAGCUUUCUCUCUCUAGCUUUUCUCUCUCUUCUCGCGAUCGCCUCUGCCAAGGUCUUCUUCGAGGAACGCUUUGAAGAUGGAUGGGAGGAUAGGUGGGUUAAAUCGGACUGGAAGAAAGAUGAUAACAUGGCAGGGGAGUGGAAUUACACUUCUGGUAAAUGGAAUGGGGACUCUAACGACAAAGGUAUCCAAACUAGUGAAGACUACAGGUUUUAUGCUAUAUCAGCUGAGUUUCCCGAAUUCAGCAACAAAGACCAGACCUUAGUUUUUCAGUUUUUGGUCAAGCAUGAACAAAAGCUUGACUGUGGUGGUGGCUACAUGAAGUUGCUUAGUGGGGAAGUGGAUCAAAAGAAAUUUGGCGGUGAUACCCCAUACAGUAUCAUGUUUGGACCUGAUAUCUGUGGAUAUAGCACCAAGAAAGUACAUGCCAUCCUUACAUACAAUGACACAAAUCACUUGAUUAAGAAGGAUGUUCCUUGUGAAACUGACCAGCUGUCUCAUGUAUAUACCUUCAUCCUUCGUCCUGAUGCUACCUACAGCAUUCUCAUUGAUAAUGUGGAAAAGCAGACUGGAAGUUUGUACUCUGACUGGGAUCUCCUUCCACCAAAGAAAAUUAAGGAUCCCGAGGCGAAAAAGCCUGAAGACUGGGAUGACAAAGAAUUCAUCCCUGAUCCUGAAGAUAAGAAACCAGAGGGUUAUGAUGACAUUCCCAAGGAGAUACAAGAUGCUGAUGCCAAGAAGCCAGAGGACUGGGAUGAUGAGGAAGAUGGUGAGUGGACACCACCAACAGUCCCAAAUCCCGAGUACAAGGGUCCAUGGACACCCAAGAAAAUUAAGAAUCCAGCCUACAAAGGAAAGUGGAAGGCACCUAUGAUUGACAACCCAGACUUUAAGGAUGACCCAGAGAUCUAUGUUUUCCCAAAGCUAAAGUAUGUUGGCAUUGAAUUGUGGCAGGUGAAAUCUGGAACCCUCUUUGACAAUGUCUUGAUCUGUGACGAUGCGGACUAUGCUAAGAAGGUGGCUGAAGAAACAUGGGGCAAGAACAAAGAUGCUGAGAAAGCAGCAUUUGAGGAGGCAGAAAAGAAGAAAGAGGCUGAGGAAUCAAAGGACGAUCCAAUUGAUUCUGAUGCUGAAGAUGAAGGAGAUGCUGAGGAUUCUGAUGAUGGUGAAACAGACAAGGAAGAUCAUGAAGAUGACAACGUUGCUGAAGCGGAUUCUGAACCCAAGGAUGAGCUAUAGCUGUUCAACAGAGCCGUGCUCACUUGACUAUUUGAGAUAGGUGUUUGCUUCGGUGAAGGUGUUUUUAAAUUUAUUUUAGAAAUCGGCCUAGCAUAAGCUUUUCGUGUAGUAAAUGAAACAAUCUGAGGCAGAACUGAAAGACAAACUUAUCUAUUCAUACUUGAUAGACUUGCCCUUGUUCAACUUCUUAUAUUUAACAGUUUGUGAUAGCUUAAUGCUGAUACACCGGAUUUUGAACUUCA